AUGUCGAUUAAUAAAAAGAAAACAUUUUCAUUAGAAUCAGUAGUUCGACCAAAUAUAUUAGCACUUAAACCUUAUAGAUGUGCUCGAGAUGAUUAUUCGUCGGGAAUAUUAUUAGAUGCGAAUGAAAAUUCAUUUGGAAUGAUAUUGCCAAAAAAUGAGAUUCAAUUAACUUUUCAUUCUAAAGAGGAUAAAGAGAAGGAUGAUUCCGGGAUAGAAAAACUUCAUAGAUAUCCUGAUCCCAAUCAAGUGAAUAUUAAAGAACGAUUAAUGAAAUUUAGAGGGUUACCUAGUAUCGAUUACUUUUUUUUAGGGGUGGGAUCGGAUGAAUGCAUUGAUUUAAUUAUAAGGAUAUUUUGUGUACCAGGAAAAGAUAAGUUAUUGAUUACGCCACCUACUUAUGGAAUGUACUCGGUCUGUGCUAAUAUCAAUGAUGUUGGUAUUGUUAAGGUUAACUUGGAUGUUGAAGAUGGUAAAUUUCAAUUAAAAACUGACGAGAUCUUGAAAGCCGUAAGGGAGAAUGAGGAUAUCAAGAUGAUUUUUUUAUGCUCGCCGGGAAAUCCGACGGGCACAGUGUUAUCACAUGAAUCAAUUAGACCAAUAUUAGAAGAUGAGAAUUAUAAUGGAAUAGUGGUUAUAGAUGAAGCUUAUAUUGAUUUUGUUGAAGAAAAGAAUCAAAAUGGUAGCUUGGUUAAAUGGGUGACACAGUAUCCUAACCUUGUCAUCAUGCAAACUUUAAGCAAAAGUUUUGGAUUAGCCGGCAUUAGACUUGGUAUAUCAAUUGCAGAUCCACGCAUAAUUCAAUUAAUGAAUAACACCAAAGCGCCAUAUAACAUAAGCGCAUUAACAUCGCACGUAGCGUGUACGGCGUUAUCAACACAAAACAUUUCAAACAUGAAAUUAAUCAAACAGCAGAUUCGUGACGAGCACAUGAAACUUAUUUCCUCGAUUCUAACAAUACCUGGGAUCGGAAAAAUCCUUGGAGGAAAUGAUGCAAAUUUUAUAUUGGUACAAAUAUUGGAUAGGAAUAAUCAAAACGUUAAUAAUGAUAGAGCGUAUCAUAUUUAUCAAGAAAUGGCGGAGAAACAUGAUAUCGUCGUUAGAUACAGAGGAAAUGAAAUUGGAUGUGAAGGAUGUUUGAGAAUUACAGUUGGUACACCAAAAGAAAAUGAAUUAUUAUUAAAAACGUUAAAUGAAUUACUUGGGGUGAUCUUGUAG
Messenger RNA from Funneliformis caledonium, 1215 nucleotides. The record is from the annotation of a GenBank genome assembly. Lineage: Eukaryota; Fungi; Glomeromycota; Glomeromycetes; Glomerales; Glomeraceae.